UGAUGAAAACACAUAGUUUCUGAAUAAUGGUUGAGUUCUAAUGAUGAAAACACAUAGUUUCUGAAUAAUGGUUGCACUUAACACAUGACCAGCAAACGAGAAUAUUUUACGAAGUUGGAUUCUGCCAAAGGAACUGUGGCAAUUGAAGCUCCCAAAGGUACUAAAUUUAUUCAAGAUGUUUUGUUGGUACCUGAUCUCGACCAAAAUCUUUUGAGUGUUGGACAAAUGCUAGAAAAAGAUUAUAUGUUACUGUUCAAAGACAAAAAAUGUGUUAUUUCUGAUUCUAGCGGCCAAGAAAUGAUUACAGUUGAAAUGAUAAAAAGAAGUUUUCCUUUGAAUUGGAACUCAAAUUCUGAGCAAGUUUGUCGAAGUAGUCAAUUUGACCAGGUUGUUGUGACCACCAAGCACAACGAUGACGAUUUUAUUUUUUAUUCUGGAAAAAUUGAAAAUUGCUGUGCGACAAUGAACGUUGAAAUCGAACAAAUCACUUCUCAAGAAAAUCCUCAAAAGCUUCAAAACAAUAAUGAGGCUAUCACUAAGGAUAAUCCACAUACUGUAGCUGGGACCAUAGCGGGAUCUCCAGACUCUGGCAAUAACAAUAAUUCCAACUCAGACCUCACAUUUCAUGAAGAUCAGAAUGACGGAGAUGAUGUGAUGGAUGAUUGCGAUGACGUGUCAAACUAUGCUGAACGGUACAAAUGCAAAAACUGCAAUGAGAAAAUAAGAGCUUGGAAGAUGUUCAUUAUGAAUAACUGUGAGGAGCUUAUGCCCGAGUAUCUUAGAUUUGUGAAGGGUGUUGUGGACUCUGAUUAUUUGUCUCUCAACAUCUCUCGUAAGAUGCUACAAAAGAACAAGAUUCUCAAGGUGAUUAGGAAUAACCUUGUGAAAUGUUUUGAGAUGUUCAAUGAAAUUGCUGAGAACAAGGAGGGAUUAAAGCUCGAUGAUAUAUUUACCAAAGCUCUUCCAAAAGAAACUCUUCGUGAACAACUUGGAGUUACCAGAAAACAACUCAAGGAGGAGUGUUGA
Molecule: messenger RNA, 1026 nt
Organism: Capsicum annuum
Lineage: Eukaryota; Viridiplantae; Streptophyta; Magnoliopsida; Solanales; Solanaceae
Exons: 2
Coding region: 85-1026 (313 amino acids)
Biological process (GO): protein folding
Molecular function (GO): ATP binding; ATP-dependent protein folding chaperone; ATP hydrolysis activity
Source: RefSeq, a predicted model, not a curated record